This is a messenger RNA of Salvia hispanica, 1634 nucleotides long. Its product is annotated as SNF1-related protein kinase regulatory subunit gamma-1-like. The record is from RefSeq and is a predicted model, not a curated record. Lineage: Eukaryota; Viridiplantae; Streptophyta; Magnoliopsida; Lamiales; Lamiaceae.
GUCAACUUUCAAAACAAAGUGAUAACAUUUCAACACCUAAUUUUAUUCCUGUUACUCUUUAGUGGCUAAUAAAAGUGAUCAAUCCUUCAUUGGUGAUCAAGCUCUGUGUAGUUUUUAAGAGAGAGGGGAGAGAUGGCAGUGGAAGAGGGUGAAACGCCGAGAAGCCCAGAGGCGAAGCUGGGGAUGCAGGUGGAAGAUUUGUGGGAUGUGAUGGAGCCUCAGCUGAGUCCCACUGAGAAGCUCAAUGCUUGCUUUGAGAGCAUCCCUGUCUCUUCUUUCCCUACUGCUCCUUCAUCGGAAUUUAUUGAAAUAAAGUCAGACACAACUGUGGCAGAAGCAGUCAAGUUGCUUGCUGGGCACAGAGUUCUCAGUGCUCCGGUGGUGGACUUUAUGGCGCCCGACGACGCCAGUUGGAUCGACAGAUACCUCGGCAUUGUGGAAUUUGCGGGCAUUGUUGUGUGGAUUUUGCAUCAGUCUGAAAAUGUGGAAGGCGGCACUCCUUUCGAGGCGGCUAUGAAUAGCCCGGACCGUGACAUUGGCCCUGCUGUUGCAGCAGCAGCCGCCUCUGGGAUGUCUUCUCCGAGAUAUAUAAGCAUCAACCCAGACUCUCCCACAGCAACGUGUGGGAAAUUCUUUGAGACGCUCACUGCUUCUGAUCUGUACAAAAAUACGAAGGUUGGGGAUAUAUCAGGGUCUUUCCGUUGGGCUCCGUUUCUCGCCUUGCAGAAAAACAACUCGUUCUUGACAAUGCUCUUGCUGCUAUCCAAGUACAGAAUGAAAAGCGUCCCUGUGGUUGAUCUGGGGGAAGCAAAGAUCGACAACAUAAUCACUCAGAGUGCGGUGAUUCACAUGCUACAAGAGUGUGCCGGCCUCCCCUGGUUCGAAAGCUGGGGCUCCAAGAAUCUCUCUGAAUUGGGGCUUCCAUUGAUGAAGGCCAGUAGCAUGAUAAAGGUACACGAGGACGAGCCUGUGCUGCAGGCGUUUAAACUCAUGAGACAGAACGGAGUAGGAGGCGUACCUGUGGUUGGCGAUGACAAUAGCAAGCCCGUUGGUAAUAUAAGCAUUAGAGACAUACAGUUCCUUCUUACUGCACCUGGAAUCUACAAGGAAUACAGAUCGAUUACUGCCAAGAACUUCCUGACGGCUGUGAGAAGCUACAUGGAGGAGCAGCAGAGGACAACGCCUCUCCUGAGUCGGAUGGUUACAUGUCGCAGAAACGACACGCUGAAGGAUAUCAUCGCGAAGCUGGAUGAAAAGAAGAUUCAUCGCAUCUAUGUGGUGGAGGAAGAAGGUGGGGAGCUCGAAGGAGUCAUCACUCUACGAGACAUCAUCUCCAAGCUGGUGCACGAGCCUCGUGGCUACUUUGGCGACUUCUUCGAUGGCGUCUUGCCACUGCCUCCCAAUAGCAGGGUCUAACAAACUCGACAUGGUAAUGUUUGGCUCAACAUUGCACUUGAUUUGGUGAAGAAUAACUGAGUGGAUUUGCUGAUGAUAUCUGUUUUGAUGGGAGACUAAUAAUAGGCUAAACCCCAUUGCUUUUUCUUUCCUGUUUCUUUGUAUAGGGGAAAUGGAACCUUUUGUCAUUGCUCUCUUGAGAAAUUGCAAUAACGAUAUUUGUCUUUUCAUUUGUGACA